AUGGAUGUCCCCUACCACAACAAUAUAAACCAGCAGGGAGAAACGUACCCCACACAUGGAACAGGAGGAAAUGAUGGUUACCCCUACCAGACGGACUACCCUCCUCAAGAGGAAGAUGCUGCUAGUGAUGCCACUGAGGGUCACGAUGAAGAUGAUCAGAUGUAUGAAGGUGAGUACCAGGGCAUCCCCCACCCGGAUGAGAUCAAAGAGGCCAGGAGAGCCGCCCGAAGGGAAGCGAGAAUGAAGGCCAGGAAGGUUGCCGAGGCAGAAGAGGAGACAUUGGCGGAACAAUACGAGACCAUCAUGGAAGACUGCGGUCACGGGCGCUUCCAGUGGACUUUGUUCACGGUACUGGGCCUGGCCCUCAUGGCUGAUGGGGUGGAGUGUUUUGUAGUGAGUUUUGCAAUGCCCAGUGCUGAGAAGGACAUGUGCCUCUCCAAUGCAGAUAAAGGCAUGCUUGGUCUGAUAGUGUAUGUUGGCAUGAUGUUUGGCGCUGUGGUGUGGGGCGGGCUGGCUGAUAAACUGGGUCGACGGCAAUGUUUACUCUACGCUCUGGCCAUCAACAGCAUAUUUUCCUUCCUAUCCUGUUUCGCCCAGAGCUAUGGCUUCUUUAUCUUCUUCAGACUCUGUUCAGGAAUCGGAAUUGGAGGGUCCAUCCCUGUGGUGUACACAUACUUCGCUGAGUUCCUGCAGAUGGAUAAGAGAGGAGAACAUCUCAGCUGGCUCUGUCUGUUCUGGAUGAUGGGGGGGCUUUACGCUUCCUUCACCGCUUGGGGAAUCAUCCCACAUUAUGGUUGGGGCUUUAGUAUGGGGACAGAGUUCCAGUUCCACAGCUGGAGGGUGUUUGUGCUGGUUUGUUUUCUUCCAUCUCUGGCUGCUCUCGCUGGGCUUGUGUUCAUGCCAGAAAGUCCCCGUUUUCUCCUGGAGAAUGCAAGACACGACGAAGCCUGGAUGAUCCUCAGGCGGGUCCAUGACACCAACUGGAGGGCAAAGGGAGAACCAGAGAGAGUUUUUCAAGUCUCUCAACUCAAAACGCCUCACACUCAAGAUGAUGAGUUCAUAGAGAUUCAGAGUGAAACUGCCACUGCUUUCCAAAGAUUCAUGGUCAGACAUAUGACUCUGGUCAAACAGGUCAUAAAGAACAUGAUGUCUCUAGCUUCGCCAGAUCUCAGACUUCAUGGUUUGUUUAUCGCGAUUGUGUGGUUCACCAUGGCAUUCAGCUAUUAUGGGCUGGGAAUUUGGUUUCCUGACCAAAUCAAGUACCUCCAGUUUGAGGAUUACGAGUCUAACGUCAAGGUCUUCCAUCGUGAGAAAGUGGAACGAUUUCAUUUUAACUUCACUCUGCAGAAUCAGGUUCACAAAGAGGGGGAGUACAUUCACGACAGGUUUGUCAACAUAGAAAUAAAAAAUGUAAAGUUUGAGGACUCGCUCUUUGAGAACUGUUAUUUCGAGGACAUCAAAUCAACAGAAACUUUCUUUGAAAACUGCACGCUUAAAAACACGGUCUUCUACAAUACUGAUCUGUGGAAAGAUUCAAAGUUCAUUGACUGUAAGAUGGAAAACACAACAUUUUUGCACCCCAAGAAAGGCUGUCAUCUAAACUUCCAGGAGGAAAAUGACAUCGUGAUCUAUCUAGUCAGUUUCCUCGGCAGUUUGUCCGUGUUACCAGGCAACAUUCUGGCAGGUUUAUUAAUGGAUAAAAUAGGGAGGAUUAAAAUUAUAGGAGGAUCUAUGCUGGUCUCUGCUGGCUGCACAUUUUUAUUGUUCCUGUGCUUUAAUCAAGGCUCCGUUAUUACCUUCCAGUGCAUCUAUUUUGCAGCUUGUGCAGCUGCUUGGAACGGCAUUGAUGUGAUCACAGUUGAGCUUUAUCCAGCCUCGAAAAGGGCCACGGCGUUCGGCGUGCUGAACGGCAUCAGCAAACUGGCAGCUAUCAUCAGCACUUUUAUCUUUGGCAAGUUUAUCAGCAUCACUAAGAUCAUCCCCAUCAUCCUGUCCUUCUCAGCGCUGGUUUGUGGAGGAUUGCUGGCGUUUAAAUUGCCUGAGACCCGGGAGCUCAUCCUUCAAUGAUAAAGCCAAAUUCAUCAAACGGCCUUGUACCAGCAUCUUCUCCAGCUGGAAACUACAUGUCCUUAUGUUCAGACUUCAAGAACAGUGACAACAAAAAGGCUGAACUAUAUAAAGUUGAUAUGGUGUCACAUUUUAACUGUUU
Molecule: messenger RNA, 2209 nt
Organism: Paramisgurnus dabryanus
Lineage: Eukaryota; Metazoa; Chordata; Actinopteri; Cypriniformes; Cobitidae
Gene: sv2ba
Product: synaptic vesicle glycoprotein 2Ba
Biological process (GO): chemical synaptic transmission; transmembrane transport
Cellular component (GO): neuron projection; synaptic vesicle membrane
Molecular function (GO): transmembrane transporter activity
Source: RefSeq, a predicted model, not a curated record